Messenger RNA from Cladocopium goreaui, 3775 nucleotides. The record is from the annotation of a GenBank genome assembly. Lineage: Eukaryota; Dinophyceae; Suessiales; Symbiodiniaceae.
GCUCUUCUUGGAAAAUUCCGCGGAUUUCUUCCGGCAGCUUUCUGUGCGGAGGCACUUCAAGUGGCUCUUAUCCUGGUUCUCCCGAACGGCGCAUACCAACAUCUGGCUCAGCGGCUGCCCCUUAGGAGUUUUGACCUUGCGCCUUUUCACCGUGCUGAUCUCCAACGAUGCCGACCGCUGCAUCCAGAUGCGCGACGCACGCAUGGGGCUAGAGUUGCUCCACCUUCCGCUGGCUGCCGUGGCCGCUUCGGGCUGGCCGUGCUUUAGGAUCUUGGCGCAUCUGGCCGAGGAGUCCCGGCGCAUCAGCUUUCCCUUGGACAACGCCUGUGACGACUUGGACAGCGAAGCUGCCAGGAGCUUUCGAGAGCAGCUCCUUCGGCCGGCGCUGCAACAGCAGCGCUUAGUGCCCAUGGACGCUGCUUGGAAGUACCUACAGGAGCCCCCACCCCGUUGCGCCAUUGGUUGGGCAGCCACCUACUUUGCCCUGGCCGCGCACGAGGCCCCCGAGCGCCGAAACGAGCUCCUGCAGCGAGGCCAGGAGACAUUGUUGGAAUGGCCAUCGCUGCAGCGUUCCCUCUACGCCCUGCUGACGACACGCUGGCCUCUGUGGCACUCGCUGGAGCGGUUGAGAAACGCGUCUGGAGUGCAGACGGUCUACGUGAAGCAGCUUGAAGGGCAAUCGGUGGACUUGGACGUGGUCUUCUGCGGUAACGGCGUGGAGGGGCUGCAACAGACUUUGCGCGGCUGGUGCGAGCGAAAGGGUUGGCGCCUGCAUUUUCUCCGUGCGGAUCUAGCUGCAUGCCCCAGCUUCUAUCAGAGCAUCAGUCUCCCCAACUCCGGCCAUGUCUUGAUGCUAUCGCCCUUGCUCUGGUCCAUGGAGGCCGUGGAAGCUGCAGUGGAUGCUUUGAACUUCUCUCUAUUCGAUGAAGCCGAUGUACUGGGGUUCCCGACGCUCGACGCCACACUGCUUUGGACCUUCGCCGUGCAACGCAUCCGUCGGAGUCCUUGGAGUGUGCGCUAUGAAGCCUUUCCCACAGGAGCCGGAUCGGCAAGGACCUCGUGCCUACGCCUGUAUGAGAUGUUGACAAAGACGGAUUUCCGUUUGAGGUAUGGAUUGACGCAGGCAGAAGAAGCUCUUCGUGCAGUUCACCUGAAACUGGGACACUAUGCCGAAGCAAUUACAGGGACCGCCCGUUGUCUCGCCCGCCUCGAGACACUGGUCUACGUCCUCGACUCGGCACUGCAGGCCUGUGAAGAGCAAAGACAAAAACUUCCCUUCGCACCGGUGGUGGCUCGCCGUGCGGCAAAACCGCGUCCUGGACGGAGGACAGGCGGCAUCAGCUCUGGCAGCUUCAAGAGGAAACCUUUGUCCAAACCCGGCCUCAAACGGAAGAUCCUCUCGAACAACAAGGACGACCAGACCAAAAAGAUCCGAUCACUGGAGGACCGCUGCUUCCGCGCGGAUGCCACCUCCAUGAGUCGCGCCUUUCAAAGUGCAACGUGGCAACGCCUGGUGCAGCGACUGAGGCCAUCGCAAGGCGUGGGCAAGGUUGAAGAGGAAAUGGCCUGGUUUGUUGAUCUCGAUCUGGAAAUCCUCGCGGCGCGCUUGCGAGUGUACCUCUGUAUGGGGCCACCGAUCCCAGAAGAACCCUACCUGUCCCGGGUGCGUUUGGUUCCUUGGUUGGCUCGCAAAUAUCGCUUGGAAGAGGCUCACUUUACAGAUUCCAACGUUCAACAGCUGUGUUUGGGCCCAGCGGACGCAGGCGCAUCGCCCUGUGCGCAGCAAGAAGGGCGGAUGGCCUUGGCCACGGCCCUGGCCGCGUGGAAGGAUGUUCGUGUGCUUCUAGAUGGAGUCGCCCUGCUAACGGCAGGAAGGCUGCCGUUGGGUGAGGACGCAGCCAUGCAAAGCCUUGAAGUUUGCAGCCACGAUGAAGGCUUUCUGUGCAGCGCCCUGGAGACGGAGAGCGUCGUGUUGCCCAUGGAGGUGAUGGUGGAGACGGAGCCGUCGCGCUGCACCUUUCGUUCGGCUCGCGACACUGGGGCCGCCGGAACGCAGCUUCCCCCGCUGCUGCGGGUGCAGCGGGGAGGCCCUGCUUGUGAGGGCGUGGAAGUGUUCAACAUGCGGCUCCACAAUGGGAUGCUGCUGCCUGUGUGGCAGCGGCCAAGCUCAGGAGAUGUGGAGGACUUGGCAGCACAUGUGUUGUCCUGCAUGGCACUUCGUCUUCGCCUUGAGGCCACAACUUGGCGCGUGCACGCCCCAUCAGAUCAACUGCAAGGAUCCGAGUGUUUGGAAUAUCUGAAGAGGAGCGUGGCGUCCCUUACGGAACCGGUGGUGCUGCUGUCCCCUUUCCUGCUGCAGGAGAAGUGGUCCGACAAAACCACCCAGGCCACAACUUGGCGCGUGCACGCCCCAUCAGAUCAACUGCAAGGAUCCGAGUGUUUGGAAUAUCUGAAGAGGAGCGUGGCGUCCCUUACGGAACCGGUGGUGCUGCUGUCCCCUUUCCUGCUGCAGGAGAAGUGGUCCGACAAAACCACCCAGGUCUUAAAGCGGGCCCUGCUGCAGCUUCGAUUAGGCGACGCUUCGGUGCUGAGUUUCCCCACGAACUCCGAGCUCUUCAGCUGGCGCGUGAGGCGCUUGCGGCACCAGUAUUGGAAACUGGAGUUCUCAGCAGUUGAUGAGAUUACAAACCAGCGCAGCCUCAGUGGCGCCAGUUGUGCUUUGGGCCUCGCCUCGAUGACGCGCGUCUUCGCCGCGACGACGCUCCAGAGUUGGGCCGUGGCUAUCACACCAGCGGCAAGGGACGAGGCCUUCACUACGACCACCAGUGGUCGACAGCCCUUCAAGUCCGGGCAAUACCGCAUGACGAUUGAGGAGGUGAAGAUAGUGACGAAGUGCGGCCACUGCCACAAGGUGGGCCACUGGCAUCGAGAAUGUCCUGACCUACACCGUGGCUCUGUCGAAAAGGAGCAGCACUACCUCCAGUCCGAGGAGGCCACCUUUUGUGGGAUGUUGGAGAUUGAGAAGGAACGAUCGAGCCCAAUGAACAUCCGAGGAGAUCAACAUCCACCUGAAGAGGAACUGAGCGGCCCAGGUGACUGUGAGGUAGAUCCAAGCUUGUCCAAAAGAACUGUUCUCCAGACAGUGGUGGCAGGCAAUGCCAACAUGGCAAGGGAUUGGAUUUUACCGAGGUCACAGGUGGAGUCGGACCCGGAAAAGCCUUGGAAUUGGCUGCUGGAGUUGGACCUCCAGAUCCAUCAUGCGAAGAUCAAGGCGAUGAGCUGCGCUGAUGGUCCCAUGCCCGAGGUGGACUAUUUGCCCCAGAUCUCCUUGACGCAGCACGUGAGUCACAAACACCAGGCACGACCGCAGGUCGAGAUGGCCGACUUCGAUGGGCGUCGAGAGGUCUCGUGCAUCAAAGGUGCCAAUUGGUUCGAGGUGGCACGCAAGGGCCUGGUGGCUCCCUACUGCUUCCGCCGGGACGUCAUGAAGGCCUUUCGGCAGCUGCGGCAGUGGUGGACCUCUCUGGAUGCGCGGAAUUUCCUGGUGCCCGAGGAGGGAACUUUCUUGGCCCUCUUUCGCAAUGGGGACGCGGGGAUCAUGCCCUGGGACUCCGACUUCGAUGUGAAGCUCUACACGGAGCAGGACAUCACCAUGGAAGGCGAGGCCACCUUAGACACACUUCAUGGGGGAGGCUGGAUCAAAGAUAGGGGUAUCCAGCAACACUCAUGGAGAUAUCAUAGGGGAGAUACUGGGGAGAUAUCUGAUCAUAUAUGA